This is a messenger RNA of Xiphophorus maculatus (southern platyfish), 4039 nucleotides long. RefSeq names its product alpha-1,3-mannosyl-glycoprotein 2-beta-N-acetylglucosaminyltransferase-like (gene mgat1b). The record is from RefSeq and is a predicted model, not a curated record. The coding region runs from base 733 to 2274 and encodes 513 amino acids. Gene Ontology annotation, biological process: protein N-linked glycosylation. NCBI's taxonomy places the organism in Eukaryota, Metazoa, Chordata, Actinopteri, Cyprinodontiformes, Poeciliidae. The transcript is spliced from 3 exons. Gene Ontology annotation, cellular component: Golgi apparatus. Gene Ontology annotation, molecular function: alpha-1,3-mannosylglycoprotein 2-beta-N-acetylglucosaminyltransferase activity.
AUCCUGACAUACCUGCUGAAAAGAGCGCUGCAGUCAAUGUGUGUUUGACUGAACCAUGUGAUAGUCCCAGUUCUAUAUUUGAGGCUAACAUAGCAAGCGGAUGGGCUGCUCAGAGUAAAGGUACAUAAGUGGAGCAAACAAAGUGAGCAACGUCGGCCGUCAGUACUAAUCACCCAGGACUGUUGGUGAGCGACUAGCUGGAACUCAGCUGUGGGAUCCAACCGGUCAGGUCCACGUUGUUGUCUGAAGGAGGGAGGAGCGGACUGGAGACAACAGUGUCAGCUGGUACAGUUUGAGUGAGGAGUAAUGAUCCUACCCCGUUCACGGUUGUCUUCUGUUUUGUGCGAAGCUUUAUUAGCAUCAGGAGAGAGCUGUCCUACAGACUUCAGGAUGAUGGGGAGCAGAUAACCUCUACUUUUUGACAUUUCUUCAACCUAAGUGAACCCACUUUCCCUUUUUUUGAAAGCCAAGUCAUUUUUCCUCUCAUUCAAUGAGCUCGUCAGGAUUUCAUGGAUUGCAGAAACUCCAGAGAAACAUCAUGCAAGUUUGUUUUAAUUUGGCCUUCUGUCCUCCUGAUACACUCCUGACAAAUAAUAAAAAAGAAUGAAAUGAAAACCAUGUGAGCAGAAAUAUUAUCCCUGUUUGUGUAGUAUUGUAACCUUGGGUUGUUGAACUUCUAUUCUGUUAUCAGAUUCCCUACCAACAUCAUCCGUUUUGUCUGGUUUGUAGGCCAUGGUUCGCAAGAAAAGUUCUUUCAUAUUAUGUGGUGCUUUCCUGUUUGUUGCCUGGAAUGCGUUGCUUCUGCUUUAUCUUUGGGGUCGACCUCCCAUUGGCCGUCUUGGAGAUGGUGGAGGAGUCGAACCGGGGGGAAAGGAGGAGUGGGGUGCUGGAAGGGGUAAAAUGGGCCAAAUCAACCUUGCAGAAGAGAUGAUUCGGCUGGCAGAAGAAGUUGAAGUUCAUCUUGAUACCCAGAAAAAGCUACUGAAGCAGAUUGAAAUUCACAGAGAAGUGUGGGCUCGGCAGAAGGAUCUUGGGAAAAGGGAAACUGGUUCUAAUAUCAAAGAAGCAGGAGACCAACAGCAACCUCAGAAAACUCUAAGACCUCUCAGAAACAGUGUGGAUGCUGUGGACCAAACUAAUACACAGAGGCCUGUUCAUGAGGUAGCACCAAGCUUACCUUUGGAAGAGCCUAGUGAGAAAAUCAGAAACAUUAAAGUGACAACUCCCAUUCCCAGCCCAAAAUUCAUUAUUCCCAUCCUGGUUAUUGCUUGUGACAGAGUCACAGUGAAGCGGAGCCUUGACCGACUCAUAUCGUACCGUCCUUCCACAGAAUUAUAUCCAAUCAUUGUUAGUCAAGACUGCGGCCAUGCAGACACAGCUCGUGUGAUUGGUUCAUAUGGAGAUCAAGUGACGCAUAUAAAACAGCCAGACCUUGCUGACAUCAAGGUCAGGCCAGAACACAGGAAGUUCCAGGGCUACUACAAAAUCGCCAGACAUUAUCGAUGGGCACUCAACCAAGUGUUCAACACCUUUUCCCAGUCUACAGUGGUCAUAGUGGAGGAUGACUUAGAGGUGGCACCAGACUUUUUUGAAUAUUUCCAAGCCCUGUAUCCCAUUUUACGCUCUGACCCCACACUAUGGUGUGUUUCUGCUUGGAAUGAUAAUGGCAGAGACGCUUUGGUUGAUCCUUCCAAAGCUGAGCUCCUUUACAGAACAGACUUCUUUCCUGGUCUGGGCUGGAUGCUGCUGAAGGAGUUGUGGGAUGAACUAGAACCAAAAUGGCCUUCAGCCUUCUGGGAUGACUGGAUGCGUCAACCUGAACAGCGCAAAAACCGCUCCUGUAUAAGACCGGAAAUCUCCCGGACUAUUACCUUUGGCAGGAAAGGGGUCAGUUUAGGUCAAUUCUUUGACCAAUACCUGCGCUAUAUUAGGCUAAACACUGAGUUUGUGCCUUUCACCAAACAGGAUUUGUCUUUUUUGCUAAAGGAGAAGUACGAUGAAAUCUUUGUUCAAGAGGUUUAUAGUGCCACCUUGGUGAAGAUUGAAGAUCUUCAGCACGGGGGUAAUUUAAAAGGACCUGGACCGUACAGGGUGCAGUACUCCAGCAGAGAUAGUUUUAAAGUCUUUGCUCGAAAUUUGGGGGUGAUGGAUGACUUAAAAUCUGGAGUUCCUCGCACAGGUUACAGAGGAGUAGUCAGCUUCUUACACCGUGGCCGAAGGGUCUUCUUGGCCCCACCAGAGGGCUGGACGCAGUAUGACGUCAGCUGGAGCUGAGAGUCGCCCAAAGUGUACAGUAAAUUUUAUUAAAGACUAAUGCUCUCUGAGACCAAAGAAUAUUUGACACAUUGAGGGCAACACAAAUGGGACUGCUCAUCAAUGAAAUAAGGUAGUGGUGAUCCUUUUCAAUAAGGGAAAACCUUUAGGGGAAAAAAACUAAACUGGUUUAAAAACACUUACUGGCAAUGUGCCUUGCUUUUUGGACCCUGUUUGUUUUUGUGUUCCGUUCUAAAUGGGAACUUCAGCAAGACUUACCAAUAUUAUUUGCAGUAGUUGCAGGUAGAAGGAAGAAGUCAGCGCAAAUAAUUCUUGAUGUGGAAAGAGACACGAGAGGUAAACUUAAAGGUCAGCAUUUGGAAAAGGAAAAUAUCUGAAAUGACUUCUAUUUUUCUCAUUUUUCUUCUUGACAGAAUGAUCCAAUUAAGACUCUGUUACUUCAGGAGUCCUUGAUACUAACUAUAAUUGUAAAUUUUUUUUAUUUAAAAUCAAAUGGAGUAACUCAGCAAGGUUUUAGGUUAUAAAAAAAUUCAGUGUUGAGCAAAGCUAUUUUUCCUUUUGAAGUCCACUAGUUUACACUACUUAUAUCCAGACAUAAAGGAAUGUGUUAAAGAAGCAGUAACACUAAUCACAUCUAGCAGCAGUAAAUUGGGACUAAAAAUACUCAACAGGCCUAUAUUGCACUCUUCUGGAAUUCUACACACGAGGCAAGUAGUACUUUAAAAUGCAACUAUUGAAAACACAAAGGCAUAGCCUUUGAUGAAUAUGUCUCACCAAAAUUGUGUUAAUUUGCUCAGAUUCCAGUAUGAAAACAACACUGUAAUAUAAAGUAUCUGAUCCUAUUUCAGGCCUACACAUUCAUAUAUUGAGCUAGUGAGUAGUUCCAAAUGAAGACCUAUUUUUCAAAUGGACAUUGUCUCAGCCUGUUACCAGUUUCUACAGGAGACAGAUAACACCUUCAUUCAAAUCAGGUAGGUUGAAGCAGGAAGAUCCAGGACCAGGGGUUCUGCCAGCCCCUGAGAAUCAGCCCUGAUUCUUAGCACAAACUCCCAAAUAUUUAUCAAAUGUUUUCCUGCUUCAACAAGCAUGACUUUAGUUGGUGAUGGAGACUUCUUUAAGAUCUGAUGACAAGCUUGUUUUGAUACAUUUGCGUUGGAGCUGGCAAACUUAAAAAACACAAAGGACACUAAUGCGGUAACCUAAGCAGUAGUGUUGAGAACUACUGGAAUAGAUACUUAUGCCAUAAAAAUUACAAGGAUUUUUUUUUUCAAAUGUAUUUCACUCGACCAGCAGCAAGUGAAAGGAUGUUCUUGGUGCAGUGAUAAUCUAUUUCAAACCACUGAGAUGGAUCAUUAGGAAUUAUUUGUUGAAAUGAAAUACCAUAUUAGAUCAGGAGUGUGUCACUGGAUGAAUAAAUGAAAUGAGGUGCUGGAAAUAAGUUUUUAAGUUAAUGUCCUGAUACAUUUUUUAAAACUGCACAUGAGACUGAACCAAGCUGGAUCAGAUCAUCCUGAUGAUGUACAUCCUGAGGCCCCGGAAUGGGAUGAAUUUUAACAAUGACAUCUAAACUCUGGUUUUUGCUGUUUUAGGUUCCAUGUAAAUCCAACAAAUGUUAUGUUUGUCCUACAGCAAACUGGAUAUUAUUAUCACUGUACUGUAAUAAACUUUGGGUUAUUAGAAUACCAUUUCUGUACGGUGAUGUGAAAAACCACUGCCGGAACUGUUUAUAACUUUAUUACAGAAUAAAUUAAAUCAAAUAUUUUGA